Messenger RNA from Alternaria arborescens, 1347 nucleotides. RefSeq lists its product as hypothetical. The transcript is spliced from 2 exons. The coding region runs from base 1 to 1347 and encodes 448 amino acids. Lineage: Eukaryota; Fungi; Ascomycota; Dothideomycetes; Pleosporales; Pleosporaceae. The record is from RefSeq and is a predicted model, not a curated record.
AUGUCUGAACGACGAAAAUUAGUAAUAGUUGGGGGUUCUCUAACUGGGCUGACAAUCGCGAACCUUUGUCAGAACGAAUGCGAUGUCAUCCUAUUGGAGCAGAACGAUGCGCUCUACUCAGGAAAGCACAACGGCGGAUUUUCUCUUGGACGUUGGGGCCGAAAGAUAUUCGAAGAAUACAUCCCUGCGCCUGAUUUACUUGAACGCUCUAUACGCAGUGAACAGCUCUUGAUAUUUUCCCCAGAUAACGAUGAGACGGUGCCUGUGCCAGAAGAGCAUCGUGUUAUAAUGACUACUUGGCUCGAUGUGUACCAGGUACUACUGCGAGAUGUUGUUGUAGAGUCCGAGAAAAGCUGGAAAACAGCGAGCGAGGCACGCCCAACGCUCCGCGUAGGCGCGAAUGUGGAAAACGCACAAUAUAAAGAUGGCAAAUGGACUAUCAUAUACCACUCGACAGUCACCAAUCGUGUCGAGACAGAGACAGCUGACAUGCUCGUCGCCGCAGACGGUGCCCAAUCCACCAUACGAAGGCUCACGUCACCGGGUGUAGUGCCCAACUACGAGCAGGUCGUGGCAUGGCGCGGCCGAGUGCCAGCCGAUGUUUCUGUCGAUGAAGAAAAGGAGAUUGAUGAACGAAUCAAGAAAGGCCUGCUUGUCUGGUACAAGAUGCACGGGUCUCAAUAUAUCAUCCUGUGUGUUUUCUGCCUCAGUCCUUUCGAUACUUGUGUUCUGACUGCUAUCAGGUAUGGUGUGCCAGGCUUUGGCAAUGCCGAUGACAACAACGGUACAGUGAUCGAAUGGUGUUGGUAUCAUCCGUACGAGCAGGAUGCCGACCGAGACCUUGAGAAUGUCAUGACUACGUUCGUAGACCGAGGGCGACAUGUCAAAGGACGUGCAGAGAAAUGGAGGGAUUAUCUUGACGCCGCCAAAAACAGCUUUCCAAAAUCCAUCUGGGAGAUGCUCUCAAAGUGUGAUACACCUUGGAUUACCAAAGUGAUUGCUACCCCUCUGACCAUGAGACCGAUCUCCAUCGAUGAGCUUGAUGAAAGCACCGACGACGAAGAGACCGAUGAAGAAAGUUGGGAUCAGGGUGGCGACACAUCCGCUUCGUCACCACAAUUAAAAAGGCUUUGGUUCGCCGGUGAAGCCUAUGCUCCACUCCCGCCUUUCCUGGGUUCGACCUUUGAGCCUGGUGCUGAGCAUGCUGUGGCCAUCCUAAACCUCAUUCAAGGUAAGAGCGAUGAGAGAGAACUUCGGAGCUGGCAAAGUGGGGGUACGGCACAGAGGCUAUGGUCGAGUAAAAUGGCUGGCUGGGAAGGGAUGGGUCUGCCAAACACCGAGACCUGA